This is a messenger RNA of Diachasma alloeum, 1149 nucleotides long. RefSeq lists its product as uncharacterized. Bases 1 to 1149 code for a protein of 382 amino acids. The transcript has 3 exons. NCBI's taxonomy places the organism in Eukaryota, Metazoa, Arthropoda, Insecta, Hymenoptera, Braconidae. The record is from RefSeq and is a predicted model, not a curated record.
AUGUCGCCGCAGAUUCACUCCAAAAUCACCAAGUGCAUCUGCCAUCCGUCGCUGCCUUAUUCGUGUGUCGAGGUGCGCGAAGUUAAAAAUGGAGCUCAGCUCCAAUGCGUUUUGAUACGAUGUCCCGCCUUCAAUGCCGAACGUCCAGCGUUAUGGUUCGCCCAACUCGAGGGACAGUUUCAUCUAUCCGGGAUUAACGAUGAAGUAACGAGGGAUUACUAUGCCUCGUCUCAUCUCGAUCCCAAGGCCGCUGCUGAGGUGCAAGAUAUCCUCCUAAAUGUGCCUGCCGAGACACCGUACACAGGUCUCAAGGAGGCGCUCAUCGUACGCCUCACGCUCUCCCGGGACGCACGACUCCAGCAGCUGCUCAACCGAGAGGUAUUGGAUGACAGGAAGCUCUCGCAAUUUCUGCGUCAUCUCAGGAGUCUCGACGACACGGUUCCUGACAACAUUUUACGCACCAAGUGGCUCAGCCGACUGCCGAUGACGACGCAGUCCAUCCUGGCGUCACAAGCGGACAUAGCUCUCGACAGGCUUGCAACACUCGCCGAUAAACUGCACGAGAUCGCAUUGCCGGUAGCCCACUUCAAUGACGUCCAGGAGCCAACGUCCUCAGCCCUCGAGACACGCUUUUCUCAUCUCGAAGCCACAAUCUGCGAGGUGGUAUCGGCCCUAAAAGGGCAAAGCGUCGCACGUUCUCGCUCCCACUCUCGAUCCCGUUCUCGAGCAACCUCGCACCCGAUAACAACCAGUGCUGUCCUGCAGCAACGACGAGGACAGCACUGGGAACCACUGGGAUUUUUCAGCCAGAAACUACAACCUGCGCUGAGGAAGCACUGCCCUUACGAUCGAGAGCUCCACGCCAUCUACGCUGCCGUGCGAAAGUUCCGCUACAUUUUCGAGGCAAGGCACGUCAUGAUCUUCACAGAUCAUAAGCCGUUGCUUCACGCCUUCGCCCAGGAUUCCGACAGAGUCACGCCAUGGCAGUUCUACCGCCUGGAUUUUAUCGGUCAGUAUUCGACCGACAUCCAGUACGUGGCCGGCAAGGACAACGUUGUCACCGAUGUGCUUUCUCGUAUCGAGGCAAUCUCUGCCGGCGUCUCUACGAAUGACCUUGCCGAAGCUCAAGCUGCUGAGGGGGAGCUCUAG